Molecule: messenger RNA, 3679 nt
Organism: Haliotis rubra (blacklip abalone)
Lineage: Eukaryota; Metazoa; Mollusca; Gastropoda; Lepetellida; Haliotidae
Exons: 4
Coding region: 730-1734 (334 amino acids)
Source: RefSeq, a predicted model, not a curated record
AGCAGUCAGUGCAGGUCGUGGAGGCAGGUGUUUGUUUAUCCCGAUGGAGAUGUUACACAAUGUGGACGGUACUAGCAACAUGGAAACGGAUUCUUAGCUGGUGAAUAACUGGCUUAUCACACCUACAGAUGCCAGGUGUCUGUGGAGUGAAGCAGGUAUGGAAGGACGCUGUCACACUGGGUGAUCAUGAGUGUAUCCCCAGAUUACAGUAUGGAAUAUGACUGUAGAAUAUAACACCAGGUGAAUCUUAGAACUGACAGAACAGUUUGCAAUUAAUCUGACGAAACAGGAGCUACGAAGAAGCUGUGUUAAUCAAAGGAACGGUUGAUCUCUCAAUGCAGCUAUUAACAGAGAUCUCAUUAUUCUACAUAAUUAAUUUUGGGAUUAUGAAGAGUUCGGUCGUCGAAACGAGUAAUCCCAAGGAGAGCUAUUAAGAUACAGGCAGUGUCCGCGGUGAUUGCUGUAGUGACGGUGCCUCAUAGCUUGAGAUAAUUCACAGAAACAGUCUGGUUAGGUUUGACGUGUGGAGUGAUCACUUGACAGUAUUGUCUACACACCAAGACACUUUACGUGUGGGUACUGGAAAUGUACCUAUGUUAGGAUAGAGUAUAAGGCAAACAACUGAGCUCUCCAUGAACGGUCUAAGAUCGACUGUUCACACAGCACAGAUACAGUAAGCAACUGGGAUUAUUGGUUAUUAGCGACUGUGUGAAGAUCUCGUAGUGGACGAUGUCGCUGCUUCUGUUAAAGACGAAGAACCUGUCAUGGCAGGACCACACGUUGAACGUGGAGGUGAUGCUAUCUCCCAACCACUCGCAGCUGCUGUUCAACAAGCACAAGACGCUGGGGACCCAGUACGUGAAGGAGGUUGACCUGUAUCAGAAGCAGAUCAGCACGCUCGUCAAGGACAUCACAGUGGAGAAGAGGCUGAUGGAGAGGUACCGUCAUCGGCUGGUGUCCAGGCAGAAGGAGCUGAUCGUCCAGAGGUCCUACUCCGCCCAGGAGAUGAGGAGGAUGCAGCAGCUGGACAUGAAGGACAGGAGCAGGUCAGCCCCAGUCGGUUCAUCCCGAGACUCGAGUCCGCAACGACCACCAGGGAGGAAAUCCAGAGGUGUCUUCCUGACUGAGAUAGAGGAAGACAAGAUGGCCAAGCUGCCAGCUCUUCCCUCCAAGAGGGGAAAGCUACAAACGAUUGUUGUUUUACCCAAAACACUCGAAAAACCUAAACCCAAACCAAAGCCCCCCACCCUGGGCCCCAAGAGGUAUGUGACGUUCGGGGAGCGUCCGCCUUCUGACUCUGAAUCUGAAGAGUCAGAGGAUGAGGCAGAGCCCGAGACAGCCUACCCCUUGGAGGAGAAGAUCAAGAACUUCCUGGACGAGGUGAAAUCAUUUAACGAGAAACCUGUUCCCAAAAGACGAUUGCAAGGAUCAGCCGAGCUGUUUCGCUAUCUAAAGGAGAACGAGAGCACACCUACCAGCCCAGUGGGCAAGAGAUACAACGCGCUGACUCUCGACAGACAGAAACUUGAAGCUGCCUUUGACUCCUUCUGUAAGAGCCAGGCCAGGGAGGACUUGGUGAAAAUGAUGCGUUUGGCAGCUAAGAUGAAAGCGAACGUGUCCCAAGCAAGAAACACGUCCAUGGUUCCAUCGAUGUCGGCUAUGAAGUCUUCCCGUGCCUUCCUCUCACUGAACGCCAACAGAGUCUCUCCAUCAAACUCAAAAAGUCCUACGUAGAACCAGAAUGAUCAUUACCUUAAGCCAAUGAUCUAUAGAAUUUUUCGAUUCAGAGACUGUUAAAUUGCGAGCUUGUGCCUAAACAUUAUUUGUCUGCAUUACCAAGGAGGGCCACUGAAGGUAUGAAGGCUGGCUAUUGUUGCAGAAACAAGUGCCACAGUGUCUGGGGUUUACAGGUAUAUUCUACAGUGAAUGAGCCACCAGCCUGUCUGUAUGUCAUCGACAUGUCCCAGUGACCUUGACACCUUGUACAGACGCUGGAGUGUAUGGUCUGAGUGCAUUUAGUUUUCGGUCAGAAAUAUUCUCUUUCGUAUUUACAACAACUCUCCUCUGGCGGAAAACACACGCUCGAAACAAAUGUUUCUCGUGAGUAAGGGUACAUGGCGUUUACUUUUAUUUUAGCAGAGCUGGCUCGCUUGACUUUAAUCUGCAGUUGUACCCUCACCUUGGUUCACACUGCUGUAGACGCUUAGACUCGCCUGUAUUGAUUCAGGCAUGAGCGACGGCAGUUGCUGAUGUGCUUAACGGUGUAGUACAUUGAAACUGAAUGCAAGGAACUGGUGUACUGUUGAAAGAUACCUCUGCUCGCAAGAUCCGUGUUUUCCAUUUCGUACUUUUAUAUCGGCUGACAAUAAUGCUUCCAGAGUGACUUGCAAGUGUAAUGACAGUGAAGUCACAUACCAUGUGGCUCCAGCAUGACGUGACCGAGAAGUCACAUACCCUGUGGCUCCAGACUGACGUGACAUUGACGUCACAUAUCCUGUGGCUCCAGAUUCACAUGACUGUGGCUCCAGACUGACGUGACAGAAUUAAGUGACAAACCCUGUGGCUACAGACUCACCUGACUGUGGCUCCAGACUGACGUGACAGAAUUACGUGACAAACCCUGUGGCUACAGACUCACCUGAAUGUGGCUCCAGACUGACGUGACAGAGAAGUCACAUACUCUGUGGCUCCAAACUUUAUAUCGGCUGACAAUAAUGCUUCCAGAGUGACUUGCAAGUGUAAUGACAGUGAAGUCACAUACCCUGUGGCUCCAGCAUGACGUGACCGAGAAGUCACAUACCCUGUGGCUCCAGACUGACGUGACAUUGACGUCACAUAUCCUGUGGCUCCAGAUUCACAUGACUGUGGCUCCAGACUGACGUGACAGAAUUAAGUGACAAACCCUGUGGCUACAGACUCACCUGACUGUGGCUCCAGACUGACGUGACCGAGAAGUCACAUACCCUGUGGCUCCAGACUGACCUGACAUUGAAGUCACAUACCCUGUGGCUCCAGACUGACGUGACAGUGAAGUCACAUACCCUGUGGCUCCAGACUGACCUGACAUUGAAGUCACAUACCCUGUGGCUCCAGUUUCACCUGACUGUGGCUCCAGACUCACGUGACAGAGAAGUCACAUACACUGUGGCUCCAGACUGACGUGUCAGUGAAGUAACAUACCAUGUGGCUCCAGACUGACGUGACAUUGAAGUCAUGUACCCUGUGGCUCCAGACUGACGUGACAGUGAAGUCACAUACCCUGUGGCUCCAGACUGACGUGACAGUGAAGUCACAUACCCUGUGGCUCCAGACUGACGUGACAUUGAAGUCACAUACCAUGUGGCUCCAGACUGACGUGACAGUGAAGUCCCAUACCCUGUGGCUCCAGACUCACGUUACAUUGAAGUCCCAUACAGUGAGGCUCCAGACUGACGUGACAUUGAAGUCCCAUACCCUGUGGCUCCAGACUGACGCGACAGCGAAGUCAUAUACCUUGUAGUUCGGUAUACUGACACUUGUGUUCUGCUGGGUCGGCCAAGAUGACCCUUCAGGUGUCACUCGCCAACAGGAUCUCUGCUUUUCGUAUUUGCUUUUGCAAUAAGAGAGAAUUAACAAACCACGAAUGUGAUGUUGUAAAUAUGCAAUGCAUUUAUUGAUUAAACUUUCAUUGUUUGAAUUA